UAAAUCGUUGAUCGCGCAGCGUUGUGAUGUGUUGGAACUUCUGCCGACAUUUACUUGUUGCCAUAACAACAGCUUGGGUUGUCGGCGACCGAAGUCCAAAAAAAUGACAGCAGAAAAGAAAAGUACAAAGCAAGCUACGAAAGGCCAAAAACAAAUUGUGGAAGAAAAUGUUGCCACCCUCAACUUCUACAGAAAUAUGUCAGGUGCAGCAGUGGCUAUCUAUUUAUUAUUCUGUGGUGUAUUUUGGUCCACCACCUCAUCAUUUGAUAUUGUCUUGAUAUGUCUCAGUGCAUUUGCACAAUUUUGCUGCUACCGGUUUAUGGCAUACAUGGCAAAAGCUAAAUACAGCGAAACAGGACAGCUGUUGGAUGGUGGAAUUGAUCUAAAUAUGGAGUCUGGAAUAUCUGAGCACAUUAAGGAUGCCAUUAUCUUAACAAGUGCAACUGAAGUCUUGUCUUCCAUUUCCAGUUACUUUUGGCUGAUUCUACUAGUGGUUCCGUUUCGAUUGUUCCAUAUGGCGUGGAAAAAUUUUCUUAGUCCAUGGUUCUUCCAAAAGGCACCUUCUGCAGAGCAAGAUGCACAGGACGAUAAGAAAAAACGCAAACUUGAGCGCCGCAUCAAACGGCAACAACAUUAGGAGAGGCGUGAAAGGUUUCCUGUAUUGGCUAUUGUAUUUAACACCAACCUUUAAAAUAAAUCAGACUUUGACCUCUUG
Molecule: messenger RNA, 715 nt
Organism: Daphnia carinata
Lineage: Eukaryota; Metazoa; Arthropoda; Branchiopoda; Diplostraca; Daphniidae
Product: transmembrane protein 208-like
Exons: 5
Coding region: 104-637 (177 amino acids)
Biological process (GO): vacuolar protein processing
Cellular component (GO): intracellular membrane-bounded organelle
Source: RefSeq, a predicted model, not a curated record